This is a messenger RNA of Myxocyprinus asiaticus (Chinese sucker), 2147 nucleotides long. Its product is annotated as NEDD4 family-interacting protein 1-like. Gene Ontology annotation, biological process: metal ion transport; vacuolar transport; ubiquitin-dependent protein catabolic process. Gene Ontology annotation, cellular component: endoplasmic reticulum; Golgi apparatus; perinuclear region of cytoplasm. The coding region runs from base 210 to 845 and encodes 211 amino acids. The record is from RefSeq and is a predicted model, not a curated record. The transcript has 8 exons. Lineage: Eukaryota; Metazoa; Chordata; Actinopteri; Cypriniformes; Catostomidae. Gene Ontology annotation, molecular function: WW domain binding.
UAGAGACUGACGCUGUACCCGACUGAGCAUGAGCAUUCGCCAUUGUUUGGGCUACAGAUUAGCCUGGUACUGGCAAUCUGUCUUGACAGGAAAAUACAUCAAUCAAACCCAUUAAAGAGAGGGGCGGUUGGUAAUAUUGGCAAACGUUUAAUGUUUAAUCAUUUGUUCUGUAUGAGUGAUUAAGUGAACAGAUCGACGCAAAACUAAGAAUGACUGAUCAGAGGAGUGGAUAUCAGCAGUUGAAUAAUGAGGAGGAGACAGGGGAGGUGAUCCAACAAGCCACUGAUGCUCCUCCACCAUACAGCACCAUUGCAGCAAGUAACGCAGCUUUUUUUGAGUACAAAGAGGAUGAAGUGUACCCCAAACCCCCCUCAUACAAUGUUGCCACAUCAUUGCCAUCAUAUGAUGAGGCCGAGAGGAGCAAAGUAGAGUCCACUGUACCCCUCGUCACUGACAGGGAUGAGGACUUUAUUGCCAGGGAUGGCUUUCAUGAUACAGAUCAACUGCGGGUUGGAAAUGAUGGGAUAUUCAUGCUGACGUUUUUCAUGGCAUUCCUCUUUAACUGGAUUGGCUUUUUCCUGUCCUUCUGUCUGACCACCUCUGCCGCUGGCCGCUAUGGUGCCAUCUCUGGGUUUGGACUUUCCCUGGUUAAAUGGGUCCUGAUUGUCAGGUAUUCUACCUACUUCCCUGGAUAUUUUGACGGCCAGUACUGGCUGUGGUGGGUUUUCCUUGUUGUAGGAUUCCUGCUGUUCUUCCGGGGGUUUGUCAACUACUCCAGAGUUCGCAACAUGGCAGAUCAUUCCAUGUCGACCCUUCCUCGAACCCAAGUUCUUUUUAUCUAUUAGGAUGUAAACGGCAGAGCAAAGAUGAAUUCAUACGCAUCUCUGUUGUUCACAUAAUGCAUCUAAUUACAUUGGCAUUUUUACUAAAGGAUCUGAAUUGUUCUCCAGUCAUUUAUCUGUGCUUCAAGUGCAGUCAUAAUAUAUGCAUAAAUUCUGCAGUUAAUGUGCAUGUGUUUGGCAUUUUAAAGGUGCACUCAAUUUUGCUCCUAAAGAAAUGAAUUGUAAUUUUGAAACAUAUGUAAAUAAUCAUGACCACUCACAUGAGAUGAAGACUCCAGUCAUGUCAGUAACCUUAUAAUAACUGUUUUAUUCUACAUGGAGAGGGUACCAUCAUGGGGCUGCCAUGUUAGGAUCACAUGACGAGCCAAAUACUACUUGCUUAAUCUCAGUAACCAUCCUGUUAUUGGAAACUUUCACUCAUGGAUUAAAUUAUGGUAAUAUCGUGGCUGACUGUGAAUACUGAAUUUCUACAAUGGCAUCGUUAACUGAAAACUAUUUUGUUUGAAUGAUGCUGCAUCCACGCCCCUAGGUGUCAGUGUAAAUCCAAUAUGACAUAAAAAAUCUGAGUGCACCUUUAAAUUCUAAUAAACAGUGAUGCCAUCAGAGAGUUUGUUUUGUAAAAUUCCCAGUCGCACAGUUUGUUUCUGUACGUUUUCUCUUAAUUUGUGGGAAAGUUGUAAUUUUACUUUGUGAGUAAAUCGAGUAAUUGAACUUCUUUUGUGAAUUACAAAAGAGGAUGUACUGUAUAUAAAGGUACUCAAGAAGAGAGUGAUAUCAGACGUUAUAAACAUGCACUUUUAAGAUAUAUACACAGAACAAAAACACAGAACAACUGUUGGGUCCUUUUUAAGUUUAGUUAAGAAUACUUGUUUCAAAUUGCUGUCAUGAAGAGGACCAAAAUAUUAGUUAUCAUGUAAAAUGUAAGCCUAGAUUUAUAGCAGUUCGGUAUAAUGAAAAUGAAUACAGCAUUCAGGCACAUCUGAAUACAUAUUAUAAUGCGCUUAAUCGAUGAUCUGGUUAAUAUUUUAUGAUGCCAAAUGUAGCAGUAGAUGAUUCAUUUCAGUAUGAGAUAGUGCUUCACAGUGCUUUUGUGAUUUAUAUGUUUUACACUUGUCUAGUAACUUUUAAUAAAUGUAACUUCUAUGGCAACUCCACUGGUUACUUUGUAUGUUUGUCAAAAAAAUAUCUUGUGUUUAAGCACUAACAUUGCCUCCUUUUAGAUCCUCGAUUGGAAUUGGAUUGUAUACUUCAACAACUAAACAAAUCUAAUAUUUGCACAUUAAUCGAUUAAAAAGUUAAGAACAA